CGUCACAAUUUGACGCUUCUGUCAUUGAAAGCUGUGUGUUGCAGAGUUCAUGUGAGGAGGUGAUGUUUUUUUGCAAAAUUAUCGUGGAAAACUGGUAAAACUACAGAAAAAUCGGUAUUUUUGGUGAAGCAAAAGCAAUUGAAUAUGAAUUUUUUGAAGCGUGUUGCUUCAAUCACCAGCUUGAUAGCCAAUCAAUCGUUGAACCGUGUUCAACAAAAUGUUCGUGCCUUCUCAUCGUCAUUGAGCGCACCACCAACCGCCGAACGUCAAUUUGUGCCAUUGACUCAAAUUCAGACGCUGACACCAAAGAUAGUGACCGACUACUUGGAGUCGUUGAAACCAGCAAAACUACCUGGUGAAGAUAGACUCUUGCAAAUGCAUCGCAUACCAUAUAUUCGAACAAUGAAAAAGAAACGGCAUAUCUUUGAUGGUAAACCACUGUGCAGAGGUGUCGUGUUGCGUACAUUGAUCAAAAAGCCACGUAAGCCAAAUUCAGCAAAUCGUAAAUGUGUUCAAUUGCGAAUGUCAACGGGAAGAAUAAUGACGGCCUAUGUACAAGGCGAAGGACACAAUUUACAAGAACACAAUGUCGUACUUUGUAAAAUUGCGCGAUUGCGUGACACACCAGGCGUUAAAAUUAAAUGUAUUCGAGGUGUUUAUGAUUUACCACACGUUGUCAAGAAAAAAGACUAAUCUCGACGAAAACAAUGUUAAGAAUAAUAUUAUCAGUUGGAAGUAGUUAAUAAUACAAAAAUCGGACACAGAUGUAGUUUGAAUCUAUAUGAGAAGAAGAAUAAAGAACACUUUCCAUCAUA
Molecule: messenger RNA, 815 nt
Organism: Contarinia nasturtii (swede midge)
Lineage: Eukaryota; Metazoa; Arthropoda; Insecta; Diptera; Cecidomyiidae
Product: 40S ribosomal protein S12, mitochondrial
Exons: 2
Coding region: 145-693 (182 amino acids)
Biological process (GO): translation
Cellular component (GO): ribosome; small ribosomal subunit
Molecular function (GO): structural constituent of ribosome
Source: RefSeq, a predicted model, not a curated record